Nymphalis io (European peacock) is the source of this 895-nucleotide messenger RNA. Its product is annotated as probable chitinase 2. The record is from RefSeq and is a predicted model, not a curated record. Lineage: Eukaryota; Metazoa; Arthropoda; Insecta; Lepidoptera; Nymphalidae. The transcript has 6 exons. Gene Ontology annotation, molecular function: chitinase activity; chitin binding. The coding region runs from base 148 to 750 and encodes 200 amino acids. Gene Ontology annotation, cellular component: extracellular region. Gene Ontology annotation, biological process: carbohydrate metabolic process; chitin catabolic process.
GUGGUGGAAUAAACUGUAAACCUUCUCCCCAUAAGAUCGCGUUUAGAUCAGAAUUGGAGCUGUUACUUUACAUUUGUUAUAAAGUACAUUGUCUUUUCAGGUCCAAAACAUGGCAAAUUUGUCGUCUGCUACUUAGCGUCCAGGGCGAUGUUCAGGAAGCCUCCUGUGAAAUUCGAAAUAUCAGACAUAAAUCCAACAUUAUGCACUCACAUUGUCUACGCUUUCGCUGGCUUAGAUGAAGAAUCGCAUACUAUUAAAAGCCGCAACCAAUGGCUUGACAUAGAACGAGAUAGUGGUAACGCUGGUUAUAAAAACCUGACCAGGAUUAAAAAGAGUUAUCCUCAUAUAAAAGUUACUUUAAGUACCGGUGGCUGGAAUGAAGGUUCCGAGCAAUUUUCUAAGAUUGCUGGCAAUAGAUGGGAAAGGUUCAGAUUUAUCAGAAGCGUCAUGCAAUAUCUUGAGAAAUACGAGUUUGAUGGUCUAGACAUAAUAUGGAAAUAUCCUACCCUGAUAGGUGGAAGUCCUGAAGAUAAAGAGAACUUCGUCACUUUGACUAAGGAAUUAAAAGAGGCAUUCUUACCAUACGGUUAUAUUCUAAGCAAGUCACGAGCUAAUACCAGAGAAAUAAUGAGUUCUGUGUAUGAUUUAGUGAACCGAAAUCGUUAUUUGGACUUGAUUUAUUUACUUGGUUAUGAUUAUAAGGGACCCUGGGAUAGUCGGAGCAUCCGCACCAUUAAAUGGAUUAAGUAAACGGGAUGAAAGAAAUGUGGAAUAUACAAUUAAAUAAUUGCUUUCGUUCGGAAUAAGUCCUGAUAAAUUAGUUCUCGGCAUACAAUUCAUCGGAUGGACCUUUAUUUUGAAAGAAUCCGAAGUAAAAAUAUUGAAUUUGGAAAAA